AUGUCUGUAUCUACAGUCGCUACUGCAACGGUAGCAAAGCCAAGGACGAGGAAAUCACGACCGAUUCUUGAGUCGCCACCAGACGAUACCAUCCGACGGGAGCCUGGAAAGGAAGACUUCUUUUGGACAUAUACAGAAGAACCGCACAUGACGAGAAGACGGGCUAUAAUCAAAGCUCAUCCAGAGGUCACCAAGCUCUGCGGGCCAGAGCCACUCACCAAAUACGUCGUACUUUUUGUCGUAUCCCUCCAGAUCCUCUGCGCUUAUCUCCUCCGAGCGACCCCCUUCCUCUCCUGGCCCUUCUUCCUCACCGCCUACCUCGUCGGCGCUACCGCCAACCAGAACCUCUUCCUCGCCAUCCACGAAAUAUCCCACAAUCUCGCCUUCCGCUCCCCGCUCGCCAACCGCCUCCUCGCCAUCUUUGCCAACCUCCCGAUCGGUAUCCCGUAUAGCGCAUCGUUCCGUCCUUACCACCUCACGCACCACAAGUCGCUGGGCGUCGACGGCGUCGAUGUUGAUCUUCCCACCGCGUUCGAGGCGAUCUUCCUGGACUCGGUGCUCGGAAAAGCGUUCUUCUGUACCUGCCAGAUCCUCUUCUAUGCGCUCCGGCCGAUGUUCAUCUAUCAGCUACCGUUCACGAAGAUCCAUGCUCUGAAUAUUUUGGUACAGGUGGUAUUUGACUACAUCCUCGUGCGGACUUGUGGAGCCCGCGCGCUAGCAUACCUGAUUCUCAGCUCCUUCCUCGCGGGGAGCCUACACCCGUGCGCUGGACACUUCAUUGCGGAGCACUACGUCUUCAAACGCCUCUCAAAUCCCGCACCCGGAUCUGCAGCGGCAGACGCGCCGGUGCCAGAGACGUACUCCUAUUACGGCGUGCUAAACUUCCUCACGUACAACGUCGGGCUCCACAACGAGCACCACGACUUCCCCGCCGUCCCAUGGACGCGUCUCCCCAAGCUAUACGAGAUGGCGAAGGAGUUCUACGUGGACUUGCCGCAACAUAAGAGCUGGACUUACGUGCUGUGGCAGUUCGUCUUAGAUAAGGAGGUGGGGAUGUGGUGUCGGGUGAAGAGGGCGGAGGGUGGCCGGAAGGUGGGUGGUGGUGGGUCGUGGAGGGAGGAUGAAUUGGGGGCGAACGAGACGAAGGGGGGACACAUUCCGGGUGUGAAAUAA
Molecule: messenger RNA, 1173 nt
Organism: Eremomyces bilateralis CBS 781.70
Lineage: Eukaryota; Fungi; Ascomycota; Dothideomycetes; Eremomycetales; Eremomycetaceae
Product: dihydroceramide delta(4)-desaturas-like protein
Exons: 2
Coding region: 1-1173 (390 amino acids)
Biological process (GO): ceramide biosynthetic process
Cellular component (GO): membrane
Molecular function (GO): sphingolipid delta-4 desaturase activity
Source: RefSeq, a predicted model, not a curated record